AUGGCAGACAUCGUUUUGCACUAUCCGUCGACGAUAUACGCUGCUUGCGUACUAUUGGUAGCGUUUGCUCUCCGUCUUCUGUCGAAUCGGUAUAAAUCUGGUCUGAGCGAUAUUCCCGGCCCUACAUUGGCAAAAUAUAGUCGCCUGUGGAAACUUCACAGUGUAUGGAAAGGCGAUCAUCAACAUACCGCUAUCGACCUGCAUCGAGAACAUGGAGCAUUGGUUCGCAUCGGUCCCAAUCAUGUGUCCGUUGCCGACCCUAGUGCCAUUUCAGUGAUCUACGGACUCAAUAAGGGCUUUACCAAAACGGCCUUUUACCCUAUCCAAUCUAUAUCAUGGAACAAGAAACCUCAAAUGAAUCUGUUUUCCACUCGCGAUGAACAAUUCCACCGGGACCAAAAGCGAAUGGUGGCCAACGCCUACAGCAUGAGUUCACUUUUGGAAAUGGAGCCUGCGAUCGACUCAUGCACUCGAGUUUUCACUUCCCAGUUGGAUAAAUUUUCUGAUCGGAAACAACCCGUUGACUUGGGAGCCUGGUUGCAAUAUUAUGCAUUUGACGCCGUGGGCGAAGUGACGUUUGCGAAAAAGUUGGGUUUCCUAGAAGAAGGACGCGAUAUUGAUGGGAUGAUGGAGGCCAUCCGAGGUAUACUGGUAUAUGCCAGUCUAUGUGGUCAGAUUCCUGAGAUGCACACUCUGUUACUAGGAAACCCAAUUUUCCCAAUCUUGAUACCAUCAAUGGAGUCAUGGAAUCAGGUUGUCAACUUCACACUCAAGAUGGUCAAUUCUCGAACAUCCCUCCAGCGCGAUGGUGAGCUCCAUGAGAAACAGACAGAGACCGGAAAGGACAUGCUAUCUCGGUGGAUGACGAUCCAUCACUCAGACCCCAAGAGGCUCUCCACCAGAGACGUUAUAGUCCAUCUUUCAGCAAACGUGUUCGCAGGAUCAGACACAACAGCCAUUGCUCUCAGAGCUGUCUUCUAUUUUCUCAUGCGUAAUCCGCUCGUCAUGAAGAAAGUCCGAGACGAGAUUGACAAUGCAACCCAUGACGAGAAGCUCAGCAGUCCCAUAUCAUACCGGGAAUCUGUUACCCAUCUGCCUUACGUCGGCGCAGUACUGAAGGAAGCCAUGAGGCUUCACCCAUCCGUGGGAUUGAUUGUAGAACGCGAAGUUCCUCGAGGAGGGGCCGUCAUUUGCGGAAAGCAUAUCCCAGGCGGGACAAUCGUCGGCAUCAAUGCGUGGGUCUUACAUCGCAAUGCCCAAAUUUUCCCUGAUCCAGAGGCGUUUAUACCCGAACGUUGGCUUGAAAGCUCCACCGAAAAAUUGAAGGAGAUGGAACAAAGUUUUUUCUCUUUCGGUUCGGGACCUCGCACUUGUAUUGGGAAGAAUAUUUCGCUCAUGGAGAUGCACAAAAUAGUACCGCAGUUGCUGCGGGAGUUUGAGAUCCGCCUGCAUAGCCCUGAAAAUGAGUGGAGGACAAUGAAUGCGUGGUUUGUUCAACAAGAAGGCUUGAUUUGCGAUGUUGUGCGUCGGGGUUAA
Penicillium verhagenii is the source of this 1536-nucleotide messenger RNA. Its product is annotated as cytochrome P450. The coding region runs from base 1 to 1536 and encodes 511 amino acids. Gene Ontology annotation, molecular function: heme binding; iron ion binding; monooxygenase activity. The record is from RefSeq and is a predicted model, not a curated record. Lineage: Eukaryota; Fungi; Ascomycota; Eurotiomycetes; Eurotiales; Aspergillaceae. The transcript has 2 exons.